UGUUGGCACCAACAGGAAACGCAGUAAGCGACAUUACGUGUUGUCUCUUGAUAUAUUCGUGGGUUGCUGAUCCUUUUCGUGUUCUCACCGCGUGAUCGGAGAAUCGCUGAUCAUGCAGAUCUUUGUGAAAACUCUCACGGGGAAGACCAUCACCCUCGAGGUCGAGGCAUCGGACACGAUCGAAAAUGUGAAGGCGAAAAUUCAAGACAAGGAAGGAAUUCCACCGGAUCAACAACGAUUGAUCUUCGCGGGCAAGCAAUUGGAAGGUGAUAGAACCCUUUCGGAUUACAAUAUCCAGAAGGAAUCUACUCUGCACUUGGUGCUGCGCUUGCGAGGUGGUGCGAAGAAGCGCAAGAAGAAGAAUUACUCCACUCCCAAGAAAAUCAAGCACAAAAAGAAGAAGGUCAAGCUUGCCGUGUUGAAAUAUUACAAGGUCGAUGAAAAUGGAAAAAUCCAUCGCUUAAGACGGGAGUGCCCCAUGGAGCAGUGCGGUGCCGGUGUAUUCAUGGCAGCGAUGGAAGAUCGCCAUUACUGCGGCAAAUGUGGAUACACGCUUGUAUUCAAUAAACCGGAGGAUAAAUAAAUUCCUAUAAAUCUAUUUCCACGUAUACAUUUUAUAAAUGCUACGUCUUGUUACAUGUGUCUCAAUCUUCUUUUAUUUGAUUAAAUAGUUUAAUCAA
Messenger RNA from Ooceraea biroi (clonal raider ant), 680 nucleotides. RefSeq names its product ribosomal protein S27A (gene RpS27A). Gene Ontology annotation, molecular function: structural constituent of ribosome; protein binding. Lineage: Eukaryota; Metazoa; Arthropoda; Insecta; Hymenoptera; Formicidae. Gene Ontology annotation, cellular component: ribosome. Gene Ontology annotation, biological process: translation. The record is from RefSeq and is a predicted model, not a curated record.